AGUACGUCUGCCUUUUCUCCGCAUGUAUUCGGCGGGUCUGGGAAACGUAGAGCCUACGAACCGUGUGGCGUAAACUCGAGAGAAGUUAAGACAAAAUGAGCAAAGCGCAUCCACCGGAGCUUAAAAAGUUCAUGGAUAAGAAGCUUUCGUUGAAGCUGAAUGGAGGCAGACAUGUGCAGGGUAUCCUGCGAGGGUUUGAUCCCUUCAUGAACCUGGUGAUGGAUGACUGUCUUGAGAUGGGGUCGGGGGGACAACAGAAUGGCAUUGGAAUGGUGGUCAUCAGAGGAAACAGCAUCAUCAUGUUGGAGGCCUUGGAGCGAGUAUGACGGAAUUUGCAGACUCUGCUAAAAGAGGAUGGAAAUGGCUACACCUUUAAAUUCUUCUGUCUUUUGUAGCUUGUUUGAAGGAGAAGCCAAUCUUGUGUUCUUUGGGGAUGUAUAUCUGUUUUUCAUUAGGACUUGUGUUUUGAAUUGUGUAAUUUUGCUAAUAAACCUCUUUGUCUUGUCA
This is a messenger RNA of Lampris incognitus (smalleye Pacific opah), 507 nucleotides long. RefSeq names its product small nuclear ribonucleoprotein polypeptide G (gene snrpg). Gene Ontology annotation, biological process: spliceosomal snRNP assembly; mRNA splicing, via spliceosome. Gene Ontology annotation, cellular component: U12-type spliceosomal complex; U4 snRNP; spliceosomal tri-snRNP complex. The record is from RefSeq and is a predicted model, not a curated record. Gene Ontology annotation, molecular function: RNA binding. The transcript has 4 exons. NCBI's taxonomy places the organism in Eukaryota, Metazoa, Chordata, Actinopteri, Lampriformes, Lampridae. The coding region runs from base 96 to 326 and encodes 76 amino acids.